AUGGCAUCAACACUAAGCAUCAGCUUCACAGAAAGCGUGGUUCAUAACAGCAUGUCACUUUUAGUCCUCGGCCUCGCAGGCAUCAUCUUAUCAAGCAUUGGCUGGGUCAUCUACAGCAUCUUCCUGCACCCACUUCGUUCUUAUCCCGGACCUUUACUCUGGCGCCUCUCCAAGAUUCCAUAUGACUACCACUCCUUCCACGGAACUCUACCGAGUACACUCAAGAAUCUGCAUCAAACAUAUGGCCCCGUCGUCCGCAUUGGACCAACCAGACUCAGCUACACGGAUGGACGAGUCUGGAAAGAAGUCUGGGCUGCCCGCAACCCCGAAUGGCCCAAAGACACGAGGGGGAUCAAGCUGCCACCGAAUGGAUCAUAUAGCAUUCUGAACGCACCAACUGACAUCCAUGCCCGCUAUCGAAGACUACUCGCUCACGCUUUCUCUGAGAAGGGCUUGAAAGACCAGCAACCAAGAAUCCAAGAGUAUGUGGAGCUUCUCGUCGACCGCCUUGAAGAGAAAGCACAGAGCGGCGAGGCGACCGAUAUCGUGGACUGGUAUACCAACACAGUCUUUGACGUGAUCGGAGAUCUAGCCUUCGGGGAGUCUUUCAACGGGUUACUACACCGUAAGGUGCAUGAAUGGAUUCCAGCCAUCCUGGACAGUGUCAAGUACACAUUCCAAGCUAGCAUAGUAUCUCGUCAUCACCUCAAAUGGGCAGAAAAGUACCUCGUCGACACAUCCGUCGUCCAAGGCCGCAUGAAGAACUACCGCCUGGCAGCUCAUAAGGUUCACAAACGUGCCGCUCUCGGAGGCGAACGGGGUGAUUUCUGGGAUAGAGUCUUGAUCAAAUCGAAAGAUGAUAACAAAGCCGGCGACGGCAUGACCCAAGACGAAAUGGUCAACAACGCCGCCGUCCUCAUCCUCGGCGGCGCCGAAACCUCCGCCACAACCCUCUCCGGCACAACCUACCUCCUCCUCACCCAUCCCGCCAUCUACCGCAAACUCACCCAAGAAAUCCGCUCAACCUUUUCCUCCAGCGACGAGAUCGAUGUCUACAGCGUCACGAAACUCCCCUACAUGCUCGCCACCUUGGAUGAAGCAAUGCGGAUAUACCCACCCGUCCCCGACAGCGCCUCUCGUAUCCCUCCCGUAGGUGGAGGAACCGUUCUGGGCAAAUAUUUACCUGAAGGAACAACGAUCCAUAUCCCGCAACUAGCGACGAAUCAUAGCGAGAGCAAUUUCGCGAGGGCUGAUGAGUUUUGCCCGGAGAGAUGGUUACAUGACUCGGAAAGGCCGGAGGAGUUCAAGAGGGGUGAUAAAGCGGCGUUCCAGCCUUUUACAGUUGGGAAUAGAAAUUGCAUUGGGAGGAAUCUCGCUUAUGCGGAGAUGAGGUUGGUGCUGGCGAAGGUGCUGUAUAAUUUCGAUUUGGAAAUGGAUGGGAGGUCGAGGGGGAAGGAUUGGUUUGAGCAGAAGGCUUAUGGGGUUUGGCUUAAGGGGCCGUUGUAUGUGAGGGUGAAGCCGGUGGUGAGGGAGUAG
Fulvia fulva is the source of this 1536-nucleotide messenger RNA. Its product is annotated as Averantin hydroxylase. Bases 1 to 1536 code for a protein of 511 amino acids. The record is from RefSeq and is a predicted model, not a curated record. The transcript is spliced from 2 exons. Lineage: Eukaryota; Fungi; Ascomycota; Dothideomycetes; Mycosphaerellales; Mycosphaerellaceae. Gene Ontology annotation, molecular function: iron ion binding; oxidoreductase activity, acting on paired donors, with incorporation or reduction of molecular oxygen; monooxygenase activity.